Pangasianodon hypophthalmus (striped catfish) is the source of this 4487-nucleotide messenger RNA. RefSeq names its product oxidoreductase NAD-binding domain containing 1 (gene oxnad1). Gene Ontology annotation, cellular component: mitochondrion. The transcript has 8 exons. Gene Ontology annotation, molecular function: oxidoreductase activity. The record is from RefSeq and is a predicted model, not a curated record. NCBI's taxonomy places the organism in Eukaryota, Metazoa, Chordata, Actinopteri, Siluriformes, Pangasiidae. Bases 332 to 1231 code for a protein of 299 amino acids.
AAGAUGCGACUAAGAAAAUGUCAGGAAAAGCCUACUAGAACAACUGAACUUUAUUUGGGGUUAAUCAGAGGCACUUUAAAUGAUGGCAGGUGUGUACUGACUCCUAUUUAACAUGAGAUUGAAUGUGAUUGCUUAAUUCUGAACACAGCCACAUCCCCAGUUAAAAGAGGGUGUUCACACUUAUGCAACCACAAUAGUUGUACAGGUUAUAGGUCACAUUAAAGGUGGAAAAAGUUCUGAAAUGAUUUAUCUUGGUCUCAUUUUUUUACAUCACCAGAAACCUGGCAUUUUAACAGGGUAACUUCCUAGUGCAAACUCCAGCUCCAGCGCAAUGAGCCUGCGGUGUGUUUUAAUUACUGCUCGGUGUUUUGCUGGUGCUUCGCGGUCACUACGAGCCACAUCUAACCUAUUAUGUUCAUCGAGAAACAUGUCAUCACGACAAGCUGAUCACCUUGAAAGGACAGCUAGUGUUCACAGACAGAAGGCCACGUUCUCAGCACGAGUUUGUGCCAUUACAAAUGAGUCAGACACAGUGAAGAGGCUGCAGCUGGAGGUGCCGCAUCCUGAAUUUAGUUUCCGUGCUGGCCAGUGGGUGGACUUUUUCAUCCCAGGAAUGGAGAAAGUGGGUGGCUUUUCCGUGUGCUCCAGCCCUGACCUUCUGCACAGAGAACAAGUUAUAGAACUGGCAGUGAAAUACACACAGCACCCACCUGCACACUGGAUACACACCAAGUGUACGUUAGGCUCACAAGUGGAAGUGCGAGUCGGGGGGGAUUUUUAUUUCGACCCCAUGCCAUCUGAUCAUACUGUGGACCUGCUUUUGGUGGCUGGUGGCGUUGGUAUCAACCCCCUUUACUCCAUCCUAAUGCAUGCUGUAGAUCUUCUCCGACUGCCACACGCAUACACACCAGGACACACACACCUCUGUUACAGUGCCAAGAACACAAAGGAGUUGCUGUUCAAAAACAGCAUCACUGGUAUUUGUCGGGAAUUUCCAGAUAAAUUCUCUUGCGACUUCCUAGUGACGCGACAAGAUUUUGAAAUCGAGCCGGGCCUCCAGUCAUACACAACCAGUGGAAAAAUAUCACAGGAGGUGCUGAGGCGUCAUGUUAACCCUGGGCGCACAUUAUGUUAUUUGUGUGGGCCGCCACCCAUGAUUGAGAGUGUGAGUAGAGACCUGCAAAGUCUUGGCCUGUCUAUGGACAGAAUCCUUUAUGAGAAGUGGUGGUAGAUCUCCAGCCCUUCAAGUGCCUCUGGGGCUUGAAAAAGGACCAUCAGAACUGAUAUUUUAUUUUUAAAUUGCACAAUUUCAUAACUACACAACUGCACAACUUUACUUGUGCAAUGCAGUUUCCUCCUCUAUAAACAGCAGCUUACUUAAUACCAUCACAAAUUAUGCUAAGCUGUUACUCAGCUAUGCAUUUAUGGUCAUAUGAGGUUAUAUGAGAAAAAACAGACCUGAUUUUUAUUCCCUAUUAAAACAGUGUUUUUGUACUGGAUUUAAAUAUAGGCACUUCUUUUUGACCUGAUAAAAAGAAUGUUUGCCCAAAUAACAUUUUCUGUUAUUUAAACUUUAGCAUGCAAUUUAUUUAGAACAGUAGCUGUAUUGAGAGGUAACAUGUUUAUCGAUGUAGUCUUUUAUACAAAUUGGUAACUGUAACGUGAAUCAUGAUGAUAAUUGGUCAGUCGGUGGAGAUCCUGUAUGUGUAAAAAAUAAUUUUAUUCUUAUAUUAAUGAAUACAGUAAUCAUUAUCAUGAUCCUGUUUUAACAUGUGAAACCUAAGAUGUUUUUUCCUCUUUAUAGUUUUUCCAAAAUUGCUUAAAGAUAUUCUGGAACAGUGUCUGAGUGUUAAAUGCAUUAACACGUUUUUCAAAACUAUACACACAUUUUGCAAAUCCCUAUACUGCUUUCAGUCCUCAAUUCCACAACAGUGAGCUGAAUAAUAGCAAAUUACAAAAAAAACAUUGGCUCCAUAAACACAUUUUUACAAAAUACCAUGCUCACUAAGCAUUAGAUUUUCAGGUUUUUUUUUUUCCCACACUGAAUUUUUUGGGGGUAUGGAGGGGGAGGACCUUUGUGGGCUCUUUGUGACCCUGUAGGUUAUUCAGGUGUUGAUCAAGGAUGAAAUAGAACAUUGUUACAUACACUCACCAUCCACAUUAAUAGGAACACAUGUAUACCUGCUCAUUCAUGUAGUUAUCUAGUCAGCCAAUCAUAUGGCAGCAGCACAGUGCAUAAAAUCAUGCAGAUACCGGUCUGUGGCAUGAUGGUUGGUGUCAGAUGGGCUGGUUUGAGUAUUUCAGAAACUGCUGAUCUCCUGGGAUUUUCUCACACACCAAACAGUCUCUAGAGUUUACACAGGAUGGUGCAAAAAAAAAAAAAAAGCAUUGAGUAAGAGACAGUUUUGUGGGUAGAAAUGCCUUGUUGAGAAGAGGUCAGAGGAAAAUGGCCAGAUUGGUUCGAGCUGCCAGGAAGGAUAUAGUAACUCAUAUAGUCACUCUUUACAACUGUGGUGAGCAGAAAAACAUCUCAGAAUGCACAAAACAUUGAACCUUGAGGUUCAACAGGGCUACAACAGCAGAAGACCACAUUGGGCUCUACUCCUGUCAGCCAAGACCUGGAAUCUGAGGAUAUCAUGGGCAUAGACUUAACUAAACUGGACAGUUACAAAUUAGAAAAAAAAAAUCAGCUGGACUUUUUCCAGUCUUCAACUGUCCAGUUUCGGAUACUUGUUCGUGCACCACCACUCCAGGGUCUACUAAAUCUUCCUGAAGUUCUGUUGCAGUCAAACAGGGUUUUGAUUGCCUUUCUAGCAAUCCUACAAGCAGUUCUCUUGGAAAGUUUUAUUGGUCUUCCAGAACUCAAUUUGACCUCCACUGUUCCAGUUAAUUACCAUUUACAUUUAUGGCAUUUGGCAGACGCCCUUAUCAAGAGUGACUUACAUUUGCCGCCUUCAGUUGCUGCUUGUUUAUGGGUCUUUCUCUCAGUUUUGCCUUCAGUAAGUGAAAAGCAGCUCAAUUGGCUCGAGUUCAGGUGACUGAGCUGGCCAUUUGAGAGCAUUUCAUUUCUUUGCCUUAAGAAGCUCUUGGGUUGCUUUUGUGGUACAUUUGGGUCAUUAUCCAUCUGUACUGUGAAGUGCUGUCCUGUCAGUUUUGCAGCAUUUGACUGAAUCUGAGCAGAAAGUAUAGCUCUAUAUACUUUAGAAUUCAUCCUGCUACUUCUAUCAGCAGUCACAUCAUCAAUAAACACCAGUGACUCAGUUCCAUUUGCAGCCAUACAUGCCCAUGCUAUAACACUUCCUCCACAUGAUGAUGCGGUAUGCUAUGGAUCAUGAGCCCUUCCUUUCCUGCUCCAUUCUCUAUUCUCUUCUCUUCUCAUCAUUCUGAUACAAAUCAAUCGUGCAUCAGAACUGGUCAGGCUUUUUUUUUUUUUUUUUUUCCCCUCCCCCCAGAGGUUUUUUAGCAAAGUCUAAUCUGGCCUUUCCGUUCUUGAGUGUUACGAGUGGUUUCAUCUUGAGAUAAACCAUCUGUAUUUACAUUCAUGAAGGCGUCUCUUGAUUUGUAGACUUUGACAAUGAUACGCCUACCUCCUUGAGAGUAUUCUUGACUUGGCUAGAUAUUGUGAAGGGGUUUUUCUUCACCAAGGAAGGAAUUCUACGAUCAUCCACUUUAGUUGUAUUCUGUGGCCUUCCUGGUGUUGCUGAGCUCACCCGUGCAUUCCUUCUUUUUAAGAUGUACCAAGUUCUUGAUUUGGCCACUCCUAAAGUUUCUCUUAUUUCUCUGAUAGGCCUUUCUUUUGUUUCAGCCUAAUGAUGGCCUCCUCCACUUGCAUUGAUACCUCUUUGCACCGCAUAUUGAGAGUUCCCAUGAAUAGCUACCAAAUGCAAAUUCAACACUUGGAAUCAACUCCAGAAUUUUCAUCUCCUUAAUUUGUCAUGAAAUAAUGAGGAAACAAGUCACACCUGUCCAUGAAACUGCUUAGCAGUCAAUUGUCCAGUUACUUUUGAGCCUGUUGAAAUGGCUGUAAUUCCUAAACGGUUAAUUCUAUUGUUGUUAAUCCCCUUGAAUUAAAGCUGAAAGUCUAUACUUCAAUCACAUCUUGAUUGCUUCAUUUUAAAUCCAUUAUGUUGGUGUGCAGAGGCAAAAUUAUGAAAAUUGUAUAUAAUCAAUAAUAUAUCAAAUACUGUGUGUGUGUGUGUGUAUGUGUGUGUGUGUAUAUAUAUAUAUAUAUAUAUAUAUAUAUAUAUAUAUAUAUAUAUAUAUAUAUAUAUAUAUAUAUAUAUAUAUAUAUAUAUACACACACACAUACAUGUGAUUGAAGUGUGUGUACGUGUGUACACUAUAUGACCUCCCAUCAACGGCUGAAAUGCCUCAAGCUAACUGCACACAUCCAGUGUAAACCUAUAAGUCAAACUUAGUUUCAGAAUCUGUAGUUAUGGGAUGUACUGUAAUGAAACAAUUCUUGAAAUAAAGUUUUGCCAAAAACA